This is a messenger RNA of Xiphophorus maculatus (southern platyfish), 687 nucleotides long. Its product is annotated as ribonuclease 3-like. The record is from RefSeq and is a predicted model, not a curated record. The transcript is spliced from 8 exons. Gene Ontology annotation, molecular function: double-stranded RNA binding; ribonuclease III activity. The annotation marks the transcript as partial. Lineage: Eukaryota; Metazoa; Chordata; Actinopteri; Cyprinodontiformes; Poeciliidae. Gene Ontology annotation, biological process: regulation of gene expression; primary miRNA processing; rRNA processing. Gene Ontology annotation, cellular component: nucleus.
CACGCCAUGAUGCUCCCGGUUCUCACCCAUCACAUCCGAUACCACCAGUGCCUGAUGCACCUGGACAAGCUAAUCGGCUACGUCUUCAAGGACCGCUGCCUCCUGCAGCUGGCCAUGACUCAUCCCAGUCACCACCUCAACUUUGGCAUGAAUCCCGAUCACGCCCGCAACUCGCUGUCCAACUGUGGCAUCCGCCAACCGAAAUACGGCGACAGGAAGGUCCACCACAUGUACAUGAGGAAAAAAGGAAUCAACACACUGAUUAACAUCAUGUCCCGUCUGGGUCAGGAUGACCCGUCUCCUUCCAGGAUCAAUCACAACGAGAGGCUGGAGUUCCUGGGCGACGCUGUUGUCGAGUUCCUCACCAGUGUCCACCUCUACUACCUGUUCCCCAGUCUGGAGGAGGGCGGUCUGGCCACCUACAGGACGGCCAUCGUUCAGAACCAGCACUUAGCCAUGCUGGCCAAGAAGCUGGAGUUGGAUCGCUUCAUGCUCUACGCCCACGGACCCGACCUGUGCCGGGAGUCGGACCUUCGACAUGCCAUGGCCAACUGCUUUGAAGCGCUCAUCGGGGCUGUGUAUCUAGAGGGAGGCUUGGAGGAGUCCCGGCAGCUUUUCGGACGACUGCUUUUCAACACUGAGGACCUGCGGGAGGUCUGGCUCCACUACCCACCUCACCCCCUGCAG